This is a messenger RNA of Raphanus sativus (radish), 953 nucleotides long. Its product is annotated as cell division topological specificity factor homolog, chloroplastic. The coding region runs from base 100 to 765 and encodes 221 amino acids. The record is from RefSeq and is a predicted model, not a curated record. Lineage: Eukaryota; Viridiplantae; Streptophyta; Magnoliopsida; Brassicales; Brassicaceae. The transcript has 2 exons. Gene Ontology annotation, biological process: cell division; regulation of division septum assembly; chloroplast fission.
ACGAGUCGUAUCCCUUUUUCUCUUGAACUGAGAGAGAGACGACAGAAAAAUAAUUGCUUCGACUCAGGGGAAGGAGAGCUUCAUUUCAUCUUCUCGGACAUGGCGAUAUCUGGGAAUCUGAGGAUCUCCGCAAGCUUAGUAUCUCCUUAUCAUCACCAUCCUAAAUGCCUCUCUUUACCUUCUUCCAAGGUUUAUUUCACAAGCAAUGUGGCAAACAGUUUUGAAAAGCAGAAAGUGUCGAUAAGCCUCGGAAACAGACGUGGUGAAGCGAAGGUUUUAGCAAGGAACAACACCACGGCGGGAGACUACGAGCUAUCACCAAGCCCGGUUCAGCAAGAGGUAGAGAGCUUUCUCUUGAACGCCAUCAACAUGAGCUUCUUUGACCGGUUAAACCUAGCGUGGAAGAUCAUCUUCCCUUCCCACGCGUCGAGGAGAAGCUCCAACGCGAGAAUCGCGAAGCAGAGGCUCAAGAUGAUUUUAUUCUCGGACAGGUGUGAUGUUAGCGACGAGGCUAAAAGGAAGAUCGUGAACAACAUUGUUCACGCGCUGUCGGAUUUCGUGGAGAUUGAGUCGGAGGAGAAAGUUCAGCUUAACGUCUCCACGGACGGUGACAUCGGGACUAUUUACUCGGUCACGGUGCCUGUUAGGAGGGUGAAAGCAGAGUACCAAGACGUGGAUGAGGCGGGAUCGAUAACUAACGUCGAGUACAAAGAUACGGUUGAUGGUUCCGUGGAUGUCAGGUUCGAUUUUUAUGUUCCAGAGUGAUAACUAGGCAUUGUCUUAUUAUUAGAGUUAUUUUCUUGAACUAUGUCUUUGUUUGUUUGUUUUCGUGUUGCUGUUAUUCAAGUUUUUUAGUCUGUGAGGGAACUAAGACAGUUUCUUGACACUCUCAUUUGUAUAUAUAUGCGACUUCUCUCUUCAAAGUUCUAUCAAAACCUAGGGUCCUUUUCUUA